Molecule: messenger RNA, 783 nt
Organism: Anoplophora glabripennis (Asian longhorned beetle)
Lineage: Eukaryota; Metazoa; Arthropoda; Insecta; Coleoptera; Cerambycidae
Exons: 1
Coding region: 1-783 (260 amino acids)
Source: RefSeq, a predicted model, not a curated record
AUGCACGGAUCGGCGGGUCUCCACUCCGCCAUGGCCAUCAAACGCCAGAGGCGUAUCCGGGAGCAAGCCAAGAGGAGGGCGGCUGAAAGACGUCUUUCCUCCAGAACCAACAGUAUGGACAGCAUGGAACACCUUCCCACCCACACCACCAACCACAACGCUCCUCGGGACCAUACCCUGGCCACGUCCAUCGGCAUGCUGCACCUGGGUGUCUGCUUCACGGCCCUGGGUGUCUUCCUCAUAGGCUCUGGUCUUCUCCCUGAUGAUUUAGUCACCUGGAGGAGCGGAGGAUGGUGGAACGAGAUGGUACUGACGGGGAUCUUCGUCACCGUCUUCGGACUGUUCUUCAUCAUCCUCAACAAAAUCGUUAGUAGAAGAGAAGAGGUCGAGCUUGAAGAUUAUGUAGCUAGGCAACUUACCAGGUCCAGGAGCGGACAUAGAUUGGAAAGGGACGUGGAAACUGGAUGCCUGGCGACCAAGAACCACAGAAAACAGCUGGAGAAGCAACGGGAGGAUAAACAAAAAGUUUUGACUGAGUUAGUACCAACCCAUUCGCCCCACUCCAAGACAGCGCCGCAAAACAUCAUCAAUGGUGAUGCUUACUUGGAAAAAAUUCUAGAAGAAGAGGUCUUUGAGAGAGACGGGGAAGAACUGCGGCACCUAGAGCUCAGAGAAACGAUAUCCAACACUACGACGGCCAGUUUGAGCCCGGGUACACCUUCAGAGACCAGGGAGCUAUUGGUGAACGGAAGGCAAUACAGUUUUAACUCAAGGCAGUAUUAG